CCAGCGAGUUCUUGAUUACCCCAUUCAUCAUUGGACGUGUUUUCAAUGUAAUCAGUGGUGUUAUUUUUGUUUCAUAUCGGUUUAUUAUGUGGCCACGUGACAGACUGUAGACUAUAGAAAAUUGCCAAAUGAACAUCAUGAUUGACGGAUUAGGAUUAGGCCUACUUGGCUGUUGCUCAUUUGGUCUUCUCGUUGUACGUUUAUCCAACGUUGACAACUAAUUAAACCGUAAUUUUUUCCAUAAGAUCGUAUAACGCACGUUGUUUUGACAUAACCGGACACAUAACUUGAUAUAUUACACGUUUGAAAAUCUGUCCAUCUAAACAGCGAGAGACCUAAUUACAUUUCAGAAAUGUUUAUGAGCAAUUAACUCGAUUUCCCGAUGUUUUCUCUUGGAAAGAGUGUUAUGAAAAACGAAAACAGCUCUCCAAUAGCGGACGGUCUGCGCUGCAACGAUGCACAACAGCGCUCAUUUCCCCUCUCCUGUUGAUUCGGGUUGUAUCGCAGCGCAGCGCUGGCCCCCUAGAAAUAAGCAGCAAGGUACAGACUAGGACUGAAUUGCUUCGAAGCGGAUGCUUUUCUAUUUUUCUUCUGUAUCACCCCAUAGAAAGGGGACAGUGUAGUCUAGUCUUACCGUUUUUUUUUAUCCGUUCCAUUUUAUUGUUGCGUCGAUUGGAACCUCCGGAAGAACGUGCGCUCAAUUUCGACGCUGUUUUGUUCCGCUCUUUGUCACAGCAGAACAGGUCGUGAUUAUCCUUGCAUGCCACAUAACGGAUCAGCAUUGACGGAGGGAGCGUUUUUAUGUUAUCAAUGUGCAUUGAUGUAGCAGAAAACGUGGAGGAGAUAAGAGCCCUUAUCUCGGCACCUGGCACAUUUGAUAAGAAUUUAAUUGAGGACAGUGAGCGAUUAAAAGGAUUGCGAACCUUGUCUCACGCGGGAAUUUACACCAUCACUGGGAUCUAUGAGUGGAAAGGUGGCGAAGCCUAAAGAAGAAAAGGAUGCUUCCAAGGUCCAGGAUGACGCUGUCCCAGGUACACAGGAGUACAUUAUGUUACGCCAGGACUCCAUCCACUCCUCGGCGGACAUAAGGAGUAAGGGCUCUCCGUUUCGUGCUAAGUGUCACGAAAUCUUCUGCUGCCCGCUGAAGCAAGCCAUCCACAAAGAGAGCUCAGAGCCCGAAGAACCCCAACUGAAGGGCAUCGUGACGAAGCUCUACAGUCGCCAGGGCUUCCACUUACAGCUACAGGCGGAUGGAACCAUCGAUGGGACAAAAGAGGAAGACAAUGGCUACACCAUUUUCAACCUUAUCCCCGUGGGGCUACGAGUGGUGGCCAUUCAGGGCGUUCAGACCAAACUCUACCUGGCCAUGAACAGUGAAGGCUUCCUAUACACAUCAGAACACUUUACACCGGAGUGUAAGUUCAAGGAGUCGGUGUUUGAGAACUACUACGUGACGUACUCGUCGAUGAUCUACCGGCAGCAGCAGUCGGGACGGGGCUGGUACCUGGGCCUGAACAAGGAGGGCGAGAUCAUGAAGGGGAACCACGUGAAGAAGAACAAGCCAGCAGCCCACUUCCUCCCAAAACCCCUGAAAGUGGCCAUGUACAGGGAGCCCUCCCUCCACGACCUGACGGAGUUCUCUCGCUCCGGCAGCGGCACGCCCACCAAGAGCCGAAGUGCGUCCGCCAUGCUCAACGGCGGCAAGGCGGUGAGCCAGAACGAGUCCACGUAGCCCGGCUCCGGCCCAGAGUAACAAAAGAAACAACCAACCCAGGCACCAAACCACGAAUACCUUACCUCCAGCAGAGCGUGCAUCCAAGCCGAAUUCGUCGAUCUCCGAUCAGUGAUUCAGGGCUAGUUACAGCAGAACAUCACACAUCACCCACACACACUUACGUACACACACCCACACACACACCCGCCAUCAUCUGACAAAACAAUUGGCACACUAUCAUGGUCAGUCUUCAUUCCUUCUGAAAGAAAAAAAAAGAGAGAAAAAAAAAAAGACAUCAUUUGUAAACCAUAUAUGAAACAUUGUAGAGAAAAACAACUGCCCUCAGGGGCUUGCAUAUUUCUUCCUUCUAUUGGUCUAUCUAUAUUUAGUGAUGACUGGUAAGCUCAUCUUAAUAUCUCCUUGAUAUCGUUUCAUCUUAUCGUCUUUUGGACAACCACUUUUUCUUUGCUAGUCUCACUUAGGUCAUUGAGACACAAACCAUUUUGGGAGACAGUAACUGGAGGCGAAGGGAAGACGCUGCCAAGGGCAGCCGGUAAAUGGGUAUAAAACCCUGGUGUGGCAUGGGGGGGCGAAGCAGAGACAGGUACACGACGCAGUAGUACCCAUGGCCAUAGCCUCCCCCACCCCCUCCUCCCCCCCCCUCGC
Messenger RNA from Gadus chalcogrammus (walleye pollock), 2380 nucleotides. RefSeq names its product fibroblast growth factor 13a (gene fgf13a). Gene Ontology annotation, cellular component: cytoplasm. The record is from RefSeq and is a predicted model, not a curated record. Lineage: Eukaryota; Metazoa; Chordata; Actinopteri; Gadiformes; Gadidae. Gene Ontology annotation, biological process: animal organ morphogenesis; cell differentiation; positive regulation of gene expression. Gene Ontology annotation, molecular function: fibroblast growth factor receptor binding; growth factor activity. The coding region runs from base 962 to 1732 and encodes 256 amino acids. The transcript has 7 exons.